Molecule: messenger RNA, 2548 nt
Organism: Choloepus didactylus (southern two-toed sloth)
Lineage: Eukaryota; Metazoa; Chordata; Mammalia; Pilosa; Megalonychidae
Gene: SMPD1
Product: sphingomyelin phosphodiesterase 1
Biological process (GO): ceramide biosynthetic process; sphingomyelin catabolic process
Cellular component (GO): lysosome
Molecular function (GO): acid sphingomyelin phosphodiesterase activity
Source: RefSeq, a predicted model, not a curated record
CGGGAUUCGGGGCGGUCCCGGGCGCUCCCCGCCGGCCCCGCAGCUUUGAUGGGGUUCCCUGUCGCCCGCCAGGAUCAGCUGCUGGGGAGCUCAGGAAGAGGAAGGGGCGGAGCUGCUCUGUGGCUCGCGGCUUCGGAAUCAGCCGACUGCCGCGAAGGGUGACUUGGUGUCCUCAGCGCAGCCGGGGGCCCAGAGGGCCAGCGAGGGCUGAAGUCAGCAGGGGCCGGGCGCGCCGGACAGGCGAACCGGCCCUGCCUAGUAAGCCCCGCAAUGCCCGGCCAUGGAGCGUCUCCCUGCCGGGGCUACCCAAGGUCCUGCCGGGAGCGGGGACCGGAUAGGUCUUCGGGGGCCCCCAGCCUGGGGCGCCUUUGGAUGGCCCUGGGGCUGGCGCUGGCCCUGCCCAACUCCCUGGUUCUCUGGGCCCCUGCCAGGGCACACCCUCUGCCCACCCAAGGUCAUCCCGACAGGCUCCAUCACAUAGCGCCCCAGCUCCGGGAUGCCUUUGGGUGGUGGAACCUCACCUGUCCAGUCUGCAAAAUCCUGUUCACCGCCAUCGACAUCGGGCUGAAGAUGGAGGCCAAUGUGGACCGAGUAGGUUCCAUGGCUAUCAAGAUGUGCAAUCUGCUGAAGAUAGCGUCACCUACUGUGUGCCAGUCAGCUGUCCGGCUCUUUGAGGAUGACAUGGUGGAGGUGUGGACACGCUCAGUGCUGAGACCAUCUGAGGCCUGUGGCCUGCUCUUGGGCUCCACUUGCGGGCACUGGGACAUCUUUUCAUCUUGGAACGUCUCUCUGCCGGCAGUGCCCAAGCCACCACCCCGGCCCCCCAACCCCCCAGCCCCAGGCGCCCCUGUCAGCCGUGUCCUCUUCCUCACUGACCUGCACUGGGAUCAUGACUACAUGGAGGGCAUGGACCCUGACUGUGCAGACCCGCUGUGUUGCCGCCGGGGCUCUGGGUUGCCGCCCGCCUCCCGGCCAGGUGCUGGGUAUUGGGGCGAGUACAGCAGGUGUGACCUGCCCCUGUGGACCCUAGAGAGCCUGUUGAGUGGGCUGGGUCAAGCUGGCCCUUUUGACAUGGUGUACUGGACAGGAGACAUCCCCGCCCAUGACAUCUGGCACCAGUCUCGUCAGGACCAGCUGCGGGCCCUGACCACUGUCACAGCCCUCGUGAGGAAGUUCUUGGGGUCAGUGCCUGUGUACCCUGCCGUGGGCAACCAUGAGAGUACACCUGUCAACAGCUUCCCUCCACCCUUCAUAGAGGGCAACCACUCCUCCCGCUGGCUCUAUGAGGCGAUGGCUGAGGCCUGGGAGCCCUGGCUGCCUGCUGAAGCCCUUCGCACCCUCAGAAUCGGGGGGUUCUAUGCUCUUUCCCCACGGCCCGGCCUCCGCCUCAUCUCUCUCAAUAUGAAUUUUUGUUCCCGGGAGAACUUCUGGCUCUUGAUCAACUCCACAGAUGCCGCUGGACAGCUCCAGUGGUUGGUGGGGGAGCUUCAGGCCGCUGAGGACCGUGGAGACAAAGUGCAUAUAAUUGGACACAUCCCCCCAGGGCACUGCCUUAAGAGCUGGAGCUGGAAUUAUUACCGCAUUGUAGCCAGGUAUGAGAACACCUUGGCUGGUCAGUUCUUUGGCCACACCCAUGUGGAUGAGUUUGAGGUUUUCUAUGAUGAGGAAACCCUGAGCCGGCCGCUGUCCGUGGCCUUCCUGGCACCCAGUGCCACCACCUACAUCGGCCUUAAUCCUGGUUACCGUGUCUACCAAAUAGAUGGCAAUUAUUCCGGGAGCUCUCACGUAGUCUUGGACCAUGAGACCUACAUCCUGAACCUGACGCAGGCGAACGCUCCAGGAGCCACGCCAGACUGGCAGCUUCUCUAUAAGGCGCGAGAAACCUACGGGCUGCCCAGUGCGCUUCCUGCUGCCUGGCACGACUUGGUAUACCGCAUGCGGGGAGACACGCGGCUAUUCCAGACCUUCUGGUUCCUCUACCAUAAAGGCCACCCGCCCGCGGAGCCUUGCAACACGCCCUGCCGCCUGGCCACCCUGUGCGCGCAGCUCUCCGCCCGCGCGGACAGCCCUGCUCUGUGCCGCCAUCUGGUGCUGGAUGUGAGCCGACCGGACGUGCUGAGCCUGUGGCCGCGGCUGCCGUUCUGCUAGCGCCCCUGGGGACCAGAAUUAGGCAGGUUUGUUUUUCUUGGUGAGGAAGGGGAAGUCCCAGAACGCUGAGGGCUGCCGUGGUUCAACCUCACAAGAAAGUUUGGUGGAAGAGCCCAUCCCAGGGCCCCAAAUACGCCAGGGAAACAGGACCUUCUUUCCUGGAGCUGGUUUAGCAGGACGUGAGAGGGUUUGGCAGCUCUGCCUGUGCCCAGCACCUGGGUUGCUCUGGGACUACCAUCCUUUCAUGGCCAUGAAGCUGAGGCCUAGGGAGACACUUCCUGAGCACACUGGACAGGAGCUGUCAGCUCCGGGGCCUGCUGCUGCUCCCCCUGUACUGCUGCUGCUGCCUGAUUCCCAGGCCAGGCUUUUACAAUAAAAGUCUUGAGACUUGGACUCCAGA